Lobosporangium transversale is the source of this 1360-nucleotide messenger RNA. RefSeq lists its product as hypothetical. Gene Ontology annotation, biological process: mitotic sister chromatid biorientation. The record is from RefSeq and is a predicted model, not a curated record. Lineage: Eukaryota; Fungi; Mortierellomycota; Mortierellomycetes; Mortierellales; Mortierellaceae. The transcript has 3 exons. Bases 21 to 1148 code for a protein of 375 amino acids. Gene Ontology annotation, cellular component: DASH complex; mitotic spindle pole body; mitotic spindle.
CGAACAUAUUCCAUUUCAUCAUGCUACAAGGUACUCCACGUCGAAAGUCGCGGAUAGGUCCUGGUCUAUUCUUCAGGCGCUCUAUAGGGCCGAAUGGAGGAGGAGGAAUAACACCAACUGAGACAAAUAAUCUACUCCGUAAUUCUCUACGGCACGAUCAUUCUUCACAGGACACACUACUGUUCCGACGCUCCCAGCAUCAGUAUCAACAAGAAUUGCUGUCUACAUCAGCAGGAGCAGGAACAGGAGAAGGAACUACCUCCUUGCUCCAUUCGGAACCUAAUGUCCUUCAGCAUCAAUCUCAUCAGUCAAAUACUACAUUGACUCAGUCGCGAUCCAUUUCUGAAGUCCUGGAGAACCCGAUAGAUCAGCUCUGUACAGCCGUGGAUCAACUUGUAGAGAAGAUGGAAGUUGUCGCAGACAUCCAUGCAGGUCUAGCCAACUUUAACGAGACUUUUGGAGCAUUUCUAUAUGGUCUCAAGAUAAAUGCGGGAAAUGUGAAGUGGACGGAGGCUCCUACGAAACAAUCGUUUGAGCGAAUGGAGCAACGUGAAGCAGAAGCUAUUAUGCUUCAGCAGCAGCAAGAAGAGCUGGAACGAAUUAGGACACAACAACUUUUAGAGCAAGAGCAGGAACGAGAACGUCAGCGAAUAGAAGCUGAGCGACAGGAGGCUGAGCGGAUAAAGGCAUCGCUUCCAAGCCUUCAUAACGGACGCAAUAGGGCUAUCCAAAAAAUGAAUGAACAGGACUUGAAUCGACAAAGGCGGCCUGUGACAAACGGUCGAGCAACUGCCCCAGCAUCCCGGAUUCCAGCAAGACCAAAAGCAACGACUCCCGGUGCAUCCAGGGUGGGGAAUGGAGGCGCGAUCCGGAAGCUUGCCGGGAAAGUAAACAUGAAACGUAUGAUCGAACGAUUGCCCCUUCGGUAUCGCAAUGAGCCUCAUCGCGGAUUCAUUGAAACCAUCAUGCGUUCAUUGUCAGAGCAUAUAGAGGGUCAGACCCUACCGGAACUGGUGGCCUUGACGAACUUGGUACGACAUCGAUGCAAUGAGUAUUUAGGUGUGUUAAUCCACGCCAAGGAGGUUGUCAGGAAUAACCAAAAGGGCGUCGUGUUUUCGUUAAAUCCGGAUCGGUAUCCAAGCCGAUAAACUAAUCAGACAUUCAGUAAGGGUUUAUCCUGUUUCAACUGGGACACGUACCACAUUCCAUUAUGUAUUUUAAUCACAUCAUACGAACUCAUUGUUCAUGUAUACUAUGUUCAGUUAUUUUAAUUACUUGCUAUUGUAUUUUUAUUGGAUGUAUCUUGUAAUAAAAAACUCCUGGAAUCAAAGGGAUGAGCGCAGACAUCUGAAAUACGACC